Messenger RNA from Telopea speciosissima, 472 nucleotides. Its product is annotated as caffeic acid 3-O-methyltransferase-like. NCBI's taxonomy places the organism in Eukaryota, Viridiplantae, Streptophyta, Magnoliopsida, Proteales, Proteaceae. The transcript has a single exon. Gene Ontology annotation, molecular function: O-methyltransferase activity; S-adenosylmethionine-dependent methyltransferase activity; protein dimerization activity. Gene Ontology annotation, biological process: methylation. The coding region runs from base 50 to 472 and encodes 140 amino acids. The record is from RefSeq and is a predicted model, not a curated record.
GCAAUAAGAGUUUUCCCUUUUCCGUGCAGAAAACUUCCAAGUUCCAACAAUGGCCUCCACAGAGAAUCAGCCCAAAAAAUCCAGCGUUUACUUCAAUGCCGACGAUGCUCGAGUUUUGGCCAUGGAAAUCCCAGGCUUUGUAGUCCUUCCUAUGGUUUUCAAAGCUGCUGUAGAACUGGAUCUGCUAGAGAUAAUAGCUAGAGCUGGCCCAGAUGCUCAGCUUUCUCCUUCAGUGAUAACAUCUCAGCUCCAAACACAGAACCCAGAAGCCCCUGAGAUGGUUGAUCGUAUCAUGAGGCUUCUAGCCAGCUACUCCAUCCUCACUUGCUCUCUUGUUACCCAUGAUGACGGCCGUGUUGAAAGGCUCUAUGGCUUGGCACCUGUUUCCACUUAUUUUCUCAAAAAUCAUGAUAACCCAUUUACUGAUUACUUGACGGUCUUCAAUCAGGACCUCUUCCUCCACAGCUGGUAA